GAUAAAAAUGAGCCAAUCAGUGCGCGAGAAAUUAGACAGUUAUUGUAAAAAUAGAUUUAGAUUUCUAACCUCUAACGUUUAAUAGCUGUUUUGUUUUACUCUACAUCAGCGCAUGCUGAGGUUAGCUUUUCAUUGACCUGUAAUAAUGUUUUUUCUACAUAAGCAGCAUUGCCCCCAGCUGAGGAAUAGGCAUUAUUCUUCUUUGUGCCUUGCACGGUUAGAGGGCUAGUGUUUUCCUUCUAGCACAAAACUAAAUUGUUAAGAAGAGAUUGUUCAGUGAGUUUGCCACCAGUCAGUAUGAUGUGUGUAAUCUUUAUGUAUUUUAUUCUUCGAUAUUCCAGAAGCUUUCUCGGACUCGCCAUUCCGGUUUGCAACGCGCUCUGUGGACAGAACAGAGAACGACGACUGGUUUAACCACUGCAGAGAUAACCGGGGUUCCAUUACGGCAACUCUUGGCAUUUCGCCAGCAACAACACUAAAUGUAUACACGUGUCAGUUCUCGAGCUCUGAUCCACCCUUGAUCGGCUAUGCGACCUUGCCUUGGGAACACAGCGAGUCGGAUUUACAACACGGUGUGGCAAUACAUCACGGAACACUGCCGGGAGGAGGGAUGGUUACAUUUAACCUUGGAGAUAAUGCUGUUCACGAGAUCGGCCAUUACUUUGGUCUGUUUCACGUGUGUGAGGGUGGCUGCACAGAAGAUGAAGACGAUGAAGUUGCAGACACCCCACGCUGUGCUGAUUACACGUAUAUCUGCACAGACCAACCAGUGGACACCUGUAAAUUUCAAAGUGGACUGGACCCAAUUCACAAUUACAUGGGCUUCAUGGAGGAUGCCUGUAUGUAUGAAUUCACACCAGGUCAGAUAACUAACAUGGCGCAGCACGUCAAGACCUUUAGACCUACUCUGAUGAAAAACAUCCACAGUGAGUAAUUUUAGACUGACAGUGUCUUUCAUUUCACUGAGUGUUUCGAGUAAUGUAUCUACAAUUUUUCUUCUUUGAGGUUAUUCUGCCAGUUAGGUCGCGCGAUUAACUCCAAGCUUUAAUAUUGAGCCGUCCGAAAGCUCUCGUUCAAGUAAUCUUGGGGUAACCUCCCUAAACAGAAAGCUUAGCCCAUCACUGGUUAGUCCACCGUAGUCUCUCGGUUGGACGAAAUCACUGUAAAAGAAGGGUAUUUCCAAGAACACAAGAAAACGACUCCGACCAGGUUCGAACAGUACCAGGUCAACAAAGUCUACACGGAAUCGAGAAUCCCAUACGUUGACCACACCCUAAGCGAAUGCCUUUACAUACACAACUCAUUACAGGAACUACGUCACGGUUUGCGCAUCUUGAAAAGUUUAGCCUAAAUUUUUCAAGUUCGUCGUUUGUAAUCCGUG
Messenger RNA from Orbicella faveolata, 1381 nucleotides. RefSeq lists its product as uncharacterized. The record is from RefSeq and is a predicted model, not a curated record. Lineage: Eukaryota; Metazoa; Cnidaria; Anthozoa; Scleractinia; Merulinidae. Gene Ontology annotation, molecular function: metallopeptidase activity.